Corythoichthys intestinalis (scribbled pipefish) is the source of this 4520-nucleotide messenger RNA. RefSeq names its product dynein, cytoplasmic 1, intermediate chain 2a-like. NCBI's taxonomy places the organism in Eukaryota, Metazoa, Chordata, Actinopteri, Syngnathiformes, Syngnathidae. Gene Ontology annotation, molecular function: dynein light chain binding; dynein heavy chain binding. The record is from RefSeq and is a predicted model, not a curated record. Gene Ontology annotation, cellular component: cytoplasmic dynein complex. Gene Ontology annotation, biological process: transport along microtubule. The transcript is spliced from 17 exons. The coding region runs from base 146 to 2083 and encodes 645 amino acids.
GGCUGGAGCAGCCGGGCGGGCGGUGUCUUCCAAUCUAGUUUCCAACAUCAUCACCGCUCGCUCAUCACAUCUCUUCUGUUUAGGAUUAACCAAACCAACAAAACGUGACUGCUUUGCCGCCGGACUGUUUAACUCGGACGUCAGUAUGUCUGACAAAAGUGAGCUGAAGGCCGAGUUGGAGAGAAAGAAACAGCGUAUCGCCCAGAUUCGAGAGGAGAAGAAGAGAAAAGAGGAGGAGAAGAAGAAGAAGGAUGGAGACUCAAAACGCGCCGUGGACGUCGGCGCCGAUGACUCAGACCUGGAGAAGAAGAGGAAGGAAGCCGAGGCUCUGCUGCAGAGCGUUGGCAUCACACCUGACGUGCAACACGCCACAGCUCAGCCCCUGAGGGUAGUAACAGAGGAUACCUGUCUAUUUCACUACCUAGUCCCCGCCCCCAUGUCUCCCUCCAACAAAUCAGUGGCCAGCGACGCGGGAAGUCAGGAUUCCGGGGAUGGAAACGCAGGACCAAGGACAUUGCAUUGGGAUCCCGACCCCUCUACUCUGCAACUCCACUCCGACUCUGAGCUGAUGGGGCGUGGGGCCGCGAGGCUCACAAUGUCCAAAGUGACCCAAGUGGAUAUCGUCCCCAAAGAAAUGGUGUCCUACUCCAAAGAAACGCAGACUCCUACCGCGGCUCACGCGGAUCAAAAAGCAGAUGAGGACGAGGAUGAUGAGAUCAUUGCGCCCCCGCCAGCAGAGGACGUUCAGGAGGAGAAAGAAGACCAAGGUGACCAACAAGAAGACGACGCACCCAAAGAGCUGACGGAAGAAGAGAAACUGCAAGUCCUGCACUCCCAGGACUUCCUGGCCUUUUUCGAGCGAGGCAGCAGGAUUGUGGAGCGAGCGCUGUCCGAGCAGGUGGACGUCUGCUUCGACUACAGUGGCCGAGAUCUGGAGGACAAGGAGGGGGACCUGCAGGCUGGUGCCAAGCUGGUUCUGAAUAGACAGUUUGCUGACGAACGUUGGACCAAAAACCGAAUGGUCACCUGUCUGGACUGGUCCCCUCAGUACCCAGAGCUGCUUGUGGCCUCUUACAACAAUAACGAGGACUCGCCUCAUGAGCCUGAUGGAGUCGCACUGGUCUGGAACAUGAAAUACAAGAAGACCACACCAGAGUACAUCUUCCACUGCCAGUCAGAGGUGAUGUCUGCCGGCUUUGCCAAGUUUCACCCCAACCUGGUGGUGGGCGGCACCUACUCGGGGCAGAUCGUAUUGUGGGACAACCGGAGCAACAAGCGAACUCCCGUCCAGAGGACUCCCUUGUCUGCUUCUGCGCACACUCAUCCUGUGUACUGCGUAAACGUGGUGGGAACCCAGAACGCAAACAAUCUGAUCAGCAUUUCCACUGAUGGCAAGAUGUGCUCGUGGAGCUUGGACAUGUUGUCUCAACCACAGGACAGUCUAGAGCUGGUGUUCAAGCAGAGCAAGGCUGUCGCCGUCACCUCCAUGGCCUUCCCGCUAGGUGACGUCAACAACUUCGUGGUGGGCAGCGAAGACGGUUCGGUCUAUACGGCUUGUCGCCACGGCAGUAAAGCGGGAAUCACAGAGGUCUUCGAGGGUCAUCACGGUCCGGUGACGGGUUUGAGCUGUCACACCGCGGCAGGACCCGUGGACUUCUCUCACCUCUUCAUCUCCUCGUCCUUCGACUGGACUGUCAAACUUUGGAGUACCAAGAGCACACGCCCGCUAUACUCAUUCGAGGACAGCUGCGACUACGUGUGCGACGCCAUGUGGUCCCCGACGCACCCAGCGCUUUUUGCUUGCGUGGACCUCGCCGGACGGCUUGACCUGUGGAACCUCAACAAUGAUACAGAAGUUCCCACUGCCAGCGUGUAUGUUGAAGGGGCGCCGGCACUCAACCGUGUGCGAUGGGCUCACUCCGGAAAAGAAAUUGCUACGGGAGACUCAGAGGGACAAGUGCGGGUGUAUGAUGUGGGCGAGCAAAUCUGCGUGCCCAAGGCGGACGAGUGGACGCGUUUCGUCCGGACGCUGGCCGACAUCAACGAAAGCAGAGACGAAGCCGAGGAGCUCGCCAACGUUUGACGAAUCCAUCGCUCUCCAUUUUAAUUCAGUACACUACGCCUCCUCUUCUUCCCGCUUACUAAAUCCAGACUUGGCCCGGCAGUAUGUUAAGCGUUAGAAUAUAGACCACUUUAGAUGUUUGUCCAUAUUGUUCCGUUUUGAGUGGGUUUUAGGGGGACCAAUGUGUCUGGCAACAAAAGUCAAGCAUGGAAAACUAGAACUUAUGUAAAUUUGGUUGUCCAAUUGGAACCUCGAACAUUACAGGGCCUCAAUCAAUAUGCAAACCUUUGUACUUGCACCUUUAUACUAACAUUUUAUGGUUAUUUUUUCCAAAACAUGGCAAAAACCUAUUGGAGCGUGUUACGGCCACACCCACGUUUUUACAUGAUACCUUCGUGUAAAAAGUUUUUAGCUUUUUCUGUGAGCGUGGCAGCAAUAUGCGUCAGUAUAAACCCUCGUUUGUUCCAUUUUAACCACUGCGAUAUUUAAUAUUUAUUCCAUUGCUUGCACUUAUUUAAACUGCAUAUUCUUACGAAGGUUGCUUUUUACUAAAAGCUAGCGUAGCGCGCACAAUUAGCACUGCAAAGCCUGUCAGCCUCAAUUUUGAUCAGUUAUUAUUUACUUUUAUGUUGUUUAGGAACAGUAUUCUAAUUUUUAAGAUGAAGGUGUAACCCAGAGGUCUUUUUUUUAAACGUUGUUAACGUAAAAAUUUUCCUUAUGCCCAUAGCUUGAAACUCCAUUGAGAGUGAAAACUAGGGAUGGGAACCUCUGGGUACCUCGCAGUACGUUUUGCAAUGCAAAGCUCUCGAUAACAAUGAUACGGCGAUACAAAAAUUAUUGAUAUAUGGGUCAGGAAAUCAUUCUACAAUAUUUUACUAUUUAUUACUAUACAAGUAAUAAACAGCCAUUCUUGUGCUCCGAAUUGAAGUUUAUCCCUAGUAGACGUCCAAUCCGUUUGAACUGGGAGGGUGGUAGCGAAUGAACGUUUGUUCAUUCGCUGCCACCCUCCCGUUUCAAACAGAUUGGACGUCUACGGCUGUCAGUGGCAGCCAAUGUCAGGCAAUGAUUUAAUUUAGGGGCAUUUCACGUCAUUUCCUGUUGAUUUUCAGCUACGUCCUUUUCCUUUUGGAGCAUUUACGGGUCACUUCUUGUUGAUCUGGGGUUACUGAAAAAGGGACUCAAAAUAAACAGGAAGUAACCUGUAAAUGCCCUAAAAUGAACAGGAUGUGGCCUGUAAAUGCCCACCAAAGAAGGCUGUGGUUUCAGUGCCAUUGACGGAAUUGGGAUUUGUAGCGUCGUCAAUGACAGGGAACUCACGUAGACACUAUUUUUAAUGGAAGAUUUUUUUUAACCUUUUCGAUUCUUAGUGGGAGCAUUUCGAUAACUUUUCGGCAUAUAUCAGCUUUUUGAUAGUCACACCCCUCGUCAAAACAGUGUUUCUUAAUGGCAAGGAAGGUUUGAAAACAUCUUUUAUUUGAAAAGGAAGAAAAGAAGAAAAAUUUGAAAACAAAUGGUUUUGUAUUUAAAUGUGACUAGCGGAACGUGUAUGGAAUGAGAAACCAUUUUAAAACUGCGUAGGAUGUCUUUGCACCAGUUUUCAACAAAUGACUCAUUGGAAUAAAAGCCAAGUCGGUCAAAUUAAAACCAAAUGGAUGAUUUAUUUCAAUAAAAUGAAUUUAUAAGCAUACAAUUCAAUAAUAACUAAUUUGUUGAACGGUCUGUACACCAGUAACUAUCUUUUCUUGCCGUAACAUGACAAAAAGCACACCAUGCAGUUCUCCAAAUAUGUCCAGAUUACACGUUGCAUACUGCAUGUUGAAUCGCCUUGUAACGUUUUCCUAUUUGUUUUACAAUAUGUACACUUUUCAUCUUUCUCAAAAUUAGGGUUGCAACUUUCCAGGAAUUUUGAAACCUUUCAUGGGAAUAUAAAGGUAGACAUGAAUGUUGGUUCUUAACCGUUUACAGGGCAGUCAUUUAACUCCAUUGGCAGCGCUAGAUGUCCCAUCCAUUUUGCCUCGGAGAGGCGGCAGCGAUUUAUCGCAAGUUAACAAACAAAUGUGACAAAGUUGCGAUUCAUCACGUGUUGACUACUACAAAAAAAAAAAAAAAAAAAAAAAAAAAUCGUUUCAGGUCAAGCCCAUAUUAACUACUAUAUUAACUCAUGAAAAAUUGAGGAAAAUGUGAUUAAUCGUGAUAUCUUUCAGUGCCCAAAUGAGUUUGAGUAGACGUCCAAUCGUCCUUGUGCUAUAAUUUGAAAUUUUAUGGAAUAGAUUGGACAUAUGUUUUAAAUCCAGUUUUAACAGUUAAAUUCCCAUGAAAGUUUUUUUAAAAUUCCUUUUUUUUUUUAAAACCCAAAUCACAACAUAACCACUAACAAUCCUAUGCCUUUCAACCCUCUGUACUACUCACAAAGAGUAUCAGACAAAAAAUAAAAUAAAAUCAUAGCUACUCUUGAUAA